GACAAUAUAAAACCCUUUGCAUAUACCAAACUAAAUAGUCUCACAAAUCUGCAAAGAUGAUCUCCAAGAAAUCUUCUAAUUAACCAACCAGUGAUCAAUUCCAUGGCAGACAUAAUUUCAAAAGUGUUUGAUGAAAAUGAAGAUUUCCGCGCUCUCACAGUAUCAGAUGACGAGUGUGCAGAGGAAUUGCAGCUCCAAGAGGUUCUUGCAGCCUCUUUUUACCAUCUUCACAUGUCAUCAUCAACAUUAAUCCAUGAAUCCCCUGAAUCAUCUCAAGGUUACUGUGAGAUUUGCAUGGACACAAAAGGAAAAGAUGAAAUGUUCAAACUCGACAACUGCUCUCAUCAUUCCUUCUGUUCCGGCUGCAUAGGCUUACAUGCCCAGUCCAAGAUUCAACAGAACAUUUUUCCUGUAACUUGCCCAGGUUUGAGAUGCCGCGCAAUAAUUGAACCUGAAACAUGUAAGUCCAUUAUUCCAGAAGAUGUUUUCGCGAGGUGGGAAGAGGGAUUGAGCGAGUCAAGUCUUCUUGCUUGCGAGAAAUUUUACUGUCCUUAUAAAAAUUGUUCAGAGCUGCUCAUUUAUGAUCAUGAUGAGGAGAUAAUUGAGUGUAUAUGUCCUUCAUGCCAACGGCUGUUCUGCGCGUCGUGUUGUGUCCCUUGGCACACUGGACUUGAUUGUGACAAGUUUCAAAAGGAAGAAAAAGACAAAGAAGAAGAUUUAAAAGUUGAGGAACUUGCUAAGAAUUCCAAAUGGAUGAAAUGCCCUCACUGCAAACACAUUGUGCAGAAGGCUGAUGGCUGUAUACACAUAACCUGCUGGUGCAAAUAUGAGUUUUGCUAUGUGUGUGGAGGAACAUGGAGUGAAGAGCAUUGGAGUUGCCAGAUUAGUUAAUGAUCAUAUCGGAUUGCCUCUUCAUACCAAUUCGGAUGAUGGAUGUUUGUUGUCCACUAGCCACAAGGCUCAGAAUUAAAAGAAGAACAAAGUCAAUUUUUGAUGUUUGUUUAGUUAGUACUAUUAUUAUGUAUAGUUAAUUUUGCUGUCGGGUCCAAGUUGUGACUUAGUGGGCAUUUGGACAUAAGAAUUGUGAAAUUUCGUAAAAAAUGAAAAAAUUUCAAGUGAAAAUGGGAUUUGAAAAUUAAAGUUGUAU
Molecule: messenger RNA, 1147 nt
Organism: Nicotiana tabacum (common tobacco)
Lineage: Eukaryota; Viridiplantae; Streptophyta; Magnoliopsida; Solanales; Solanaceae
Product: E3 ubiquitin-protein ligase RSL1-like
Biological process (GO): protein ubiquitination
Molecular function (GO): ubiquitin-protein transferase activity; zinc ion binding
Source: RefSeq, a predicted model, not a curated record